Chrysochloris asiatica (Cape golden mole) is the source of this 1767-nucleotide messenger RNA. RefSeq names its product cat eye syndrome chromosome region, candidate 6 (gene TMEM121B). NCBI's taxonomy places the organism in Eukaryota, Metazoa, Chordata, Mammalia, Afrosoricida, Chrysochloridae. The record is from RefSeq and is a predicted model, not a curated record.
AUGCACCCAGCGCUCGGCAACCCCCGCUCGGUCUCGUCCUUGUCCGGCUCCUUCCCGCCGCCUCCAGCAGCCGCCCGGCUGCAGCCCCUCUUCCUCCGGGGGGGCUCCUCCCGCGGCCGGAGAGGCUCGGGCGACAGCAGUACCAGCACCAGCACCAGCAGGGGGGGAGGCGGCGGCAGACGCGGCGGGGGCGGCGGCUCCCCAAGCAGCAGCACGGGUGCCGAGCGAGAGGACGACGACGAGAGCAUCAGCAUCAGCAAGCCGCUGGUACCCGCCGCCACUGCCGGGCUUCUGGGGCCCCAGGUGCAGGGGGGCGCCCCAGUCACCGACCCCGCGACCACCGCCUUCUCCUCCUCUGCCAGCUCGUCCUCCACUUCCACGCCCACCUCAUCCUGCAGCAUGACAGCUGCGGACUUCGGCGGGGGCGCUGCGGCCGGGGCCGUCGGGGGCCCCGGGGGUCGUUCGGCUGGGGGAGCGGGAGGCACCGGGACUGGCAGCGGCGCCUCCUGCUGUUCGUGUUGUUGUUGCUGCGGCCGCCCGGCCCGAUCCGGCCGCAGGAGUAGGCGCCGCGGCUGUGCCCCUAGCCCCGGGUGCCGCUGGGGUUACCAGGCGCUGUCCGUGGUGCUGCUGCUGGCACAAGGCGGUCUGCUGGACCUGUAUCUCAUCGCUGUCACUGACCUGUACUGGUGCUCCUGGAUCGCUACUGAUUUGGUGGUGGUAGUGGGCUGGGCCAUUUUCUUCACCAAGAACAGCCGGGGUCGUCGGGGCGGCCUGGCGAGCGUCGCGCACAAUCACCACCAGCACCACCACCAUGCCGCGCCUCCUCUGCACCUGCCCGCCUCCUCGGCCGCCUCUGCUGGGGCCGCAGCCGGGGCCAAGGUUCGCGGAGGCCGUGGGGGUGCGGGCGGCCCAGGAGGCAAUCUGGGAGCGGCCGGAACGGCGGGAGAGUUCGCCUUCGCCUACUUAGCGUGGCUCAUCUACUCUAUCGCCUUCACGCCCAAGGUGGUGCUCAUCCUGGGUACGUCCAUCCUAGACCUCAUUGAGCUGCGUGCACCCUUCGGCACCACGGGCUUCCGUCUCACUAUGGCGCUGUCGGUGCCCUUGCUCUACAGCCUGGUGCGGGCCAUCAGCGAGGCGGGCGCCCCUCCUGGCUCGGCGGGACCCCUGCUUCUGCAGCCUCAGCAGCAUCGAGCCGCCGGCUGCUUCCUGGGCACAUGUCUGGAUCUGCUUGACAGCUUCACUCUAGUGGAGUUGAUGUUGGAAGGCCGUGUCCCGCUGCCCGCGCACUUGCGAUACCUGCUCAUCGCCGUCUACUUCCUCACCCUCGCCUCACCGGUGCUCUGGCUCUACGAGCUCAAUGCAACAGCCAUGGUCGCUUCGUCCUGGGGCCAGGCCUCAGGGCCGGGGAGUUGCAGCCGCCUCCUGCGCUUGCUAGGUGGCUGCCUUGUGGACGUGCCCUUGCUGGCGCUGCGCUGCCUCCUAGUGGUGAGCUACCAACAACCGCUUUCCGUCUUCAUGCUCAAGAACCUCUUCUUCCUCGGCUGUAGAGGCCUAGAGGCACUGGAAGGCUGCUGGGACCAGGGCAGUAGGGCUUCCCCAAGUCGGGCCAGGGGAAGCUAUGGCGCUCCACCCUCUGCCCCACCGCAGGCACCACCACCACCACCACCACCACCACCUCAGGGAGGCUCCCAACUGGGCCACUGCAUCUCAGAGAAUGGGGGUGCCCAUGGCUAUGUAAAUACCCUGGCUGUGGCCUUCCAGAAUUGA